AUGGGGAACCGUGUGUUUUGCAGUGAUGCAGUCUGCCCGAAGUCGAGCUUGCAUCCCGGUGUGGAAAGCGAGCUCUUCGACGAUAGCUCCACGUGCGAUCCUGCCGGAGCUGUCUUCACGGAAACCUUGGAGGAGCUGAACGAGAUCGAUCGCUUCCUGCUCCUGUUCUCCAGCAGUCGCAACUUAGCGGGUGUCAGAUGGCUGUCUUUGCUUGGGGCCAAUCCGGAUGCUUGCGACACCAACGGCACAACAUGCUUGCAUGCAGCCUGUCGGAGUGGUUCGCUUGCGGUGAUCAAAGAGAUCUUGAAGCAAAGAAAGCUCUCCCUUGAUGCGACCGAUGCAUCCGGAUGGUCCCCGAUGCACGUGGCACUCUUUAUGGGCAGACGACAAGUCUGUGUUCUCCUGAUGCAGAAAGGUUGCGAUCCCUUGCUGCGAACCCACCGAGGUCAGACUCCUGUAGAGCUGGUGAGUGACGUCUGGCUUCGUGAGGCCAUGCAGAGCUACACAGAAUAUCGAGAGCUGCAGUUGAAGCAGCCCUGGCGACCCCCACCGUCCUUGCAGCCUGGGCUGCGAGACGAGGUCUCAUCAAGGCUGCGCUUUGAGCCUUUCUUCGUGCCACGGACGCCCGUCUUCAAAGACGUUGCGUCCCAAGAGCUGCAGAAGCUGGCACGGAAGAUCUUCAACACCCGACCGGGCCAGGGACUCGCGUUCCUCGUCGCCACCGGAUGCAUCCGAGAUUUUCCCGUGGAGCUCAGUAUGUUCUUUUCCCAGCCUGGAAUUUCCACUGAACAGGUCGGCCAAUUCUUGGGCGAGGACUUCUCGCUGUCCCAGACGCUUCGCCUGGAGUUUGUGAACUCCUUGCGAUUGCUCGGGACAGGUGUGGUCUCCUGCCUGGCCAAGGUCUUCAAAUCUUUCGUGAUGCCAACGGAAUUGCUCAAGAUCGACCGGCUGGUGGAUGGUAUUGCGCAGAUUUGGUGGCGGCAGCACGAGCAGUUAGCUAAGAAAGAGGGAGAAACAGCGUAUCGGGGAGGAGUUGGAGAGGAUGGCGCGGAGGUCCAAGGCCUGGAACUUAUGCACGUGGCUGGCUCCUAUGAUGUGCUCCACCAGCUGAUGUUCUCAACUGUGCUGUUGCAUUGGAAUCUCUAUGCUCCUCUACCGCGUUCUCAGCGCGUGACGACCGAGCAGUGGUUGCAGAUAGGGUCUGGCAUCUCACCCGAGCUGGAAGACUCUGGAGACAGAAAGAGCAGGCUCUCAGCCAUGACACGUAUCCAGAGCUUGAUCUACAAUGUCGUCGCGCACAACUUUUAUCCCCAGCUGGAGAUGUGGAAAGUCCGCGUUCCAACAGACCCUGCCCAGGUGGCUUCCGAAGGGCAGCUGGAGGUGUUUGCACGCCUUGUGGCGGGUGGGUUUCCAUCGCUGGCGCUGGCGGGAGCUCACAGGGUGGUGUCGUAUCGCCACAUUCGCAGCAUCCACAGCGAGAGUACUUCCAUGCCGCUGCCGGCGGUGCCAAGUCGUGCAGCCAGUCGCACCAACAGCCGCGAUGAAGGCCUGCUGCUCACGACAUCAAAGUCCGCACCUGCAUUCCGGGGCUUGCGGCGCGCACUGUCGGUGGACGAAGACACGCCGCGAGGCUACCAAGAGUCGCCGAUCAGUGUGGAUCCAGGAUUUGGAAGUCUGGACAAGGCUUUCCUGACCCUGCACGAGUGCUUCCUCUUCCUUUCCGCUUCAAACUACCCCUGGGCGCCGUACGCAUGCAUGAACGUCAAGGGCCUCGUCGUGGCUGUUGACAGCAUGUCUCUUUUGUUGACACUGCUGCCGGCACCAGUGCCACCAAUCACGGCGCAAGUGCAGGCGGAGACCGUGAAGAGCCCCAUCAGCUUUUCACUACCGAGUCCGACGAGCCCGCCCAGGCUGUCUCUGGUCUUCCUGCUGCCCGAUGGCCGAUGGCAGGUGCUCGAGCUGCCCCGGUUCCAGGUUCAGCUGCCGGAUACACAGCAGCUGGAGCGCUGGCGGGACGCCUUGGCAAAGCUCUGCUCGGAGUGCAUAACUCCGGACAUGCGGAUGGAUGACCCACUUUGGUAUGGGAAGACGAAGAAGGAGAUCGAGUAUGCGACGGAACUCGAGAAGUCAAACGGCAACGCCGCCAGCCGUGAAGGGGACUGGAAGAAAGCCAACAGGUAUUGGAAGAACGCCCUCAAAGGCGCAGAGAAGCUUCAGGAUGCCGACACCGAGUUCAGGUUGCACUCGAACAUGGCGCUUGGUUAUACAAAGCUCAUGAAGGUCGAGAAAGCCCUGGAGCACUGUGACAAG
This is a messenger RNA of Symbiodinium necroappetens, 2310 nucleotides long. NCBI's taxonomy places the organism in Eukaryota, Dinophyceae, Suessiales, Symbiodiniaceae. The record is from the annotation of a GenBank genome assembly.